Molecule: messenger RNA, 1032 nt
Organism: Hyaloperonospora brassicae
Lineage: Eukaryota; Oomycota; Peronosporomycetes; Peronosporales; Peronosporaceae
Source: the annotation of a GenBank genome assembly
AUGACGGCCCUCAAGAUCGUCGUCUCCGGUGCUGCCGGCCAAAUUGCCUACUCGCUGCUGCCGCUCAUCUGCGGCGGCCACGUCUUUGGACCCACGCAACGCCUCGACCUGCGUCUGCUGGACAUUGCACCGGCCCAAGAGGCGCUGGACGGCGUCAAGAUGGAGCUGCAGGACUGCGCGUUGCACCUCGUGGACGCCAUCACGCCGACAUCGGACCUUGCGACGGCCUUUGCGGACGUCGACGUGGCGAUUCUCGUCGGUGGGUUCCCACGGAAGCAAGGCAUGCACCGCAAGGACUUGAUUGAGAAGAACGUGGCGAUCUUCAAGGCCCAAGGACACGCCAUGGACAAGUUUGCGAGCCGCAAUGUCAAGGUGCUGGUCGUGGCCAAUCCAGCAAACACGAAUUGCCUCAUUGCUAUGGAGAACGCCCCGAGCAUUCCACGCGCCAACUUUACGGCACUCACGCGGUUGGACCACGAGCGGCUGCGCGCGUUCCUCGUGGAGAAGGUGAACGAGACGCAGCAGAACAGCAAAGUCACGUCGAGCGACAUCCACAAGGUCAUUAUCUGGGGCAACCACUCGAGCACGCAGGUGCCGGACGUCACGCACGCUGGGGUGCUGCUGCCACACGCGGGCAAGAGCGAGUCGCUGGACAAGGUUGUCUCGGACAAGGACUGGAUCGAAACAAAGCUGGUGAAGGACGUGCAAGAGCGUGGCGCUGCUAUCAUUAAAGCUCGCAAACUCUCGAGCGCCAUGUCGGCUGCAGCGGCGAUCGGUGCGCACAUGCGUGACUGGUUCCACGGCUCGAAGGAGGGCGAUCUGGUGUCGAUGGCCGUGUGCUCGGACGGCAAUAGCUACGGAGUGCCAGAGGGCCUCGUGUACUCGUUUCCGGUCAAGUGCACGGGCAAUGGCGCCUACGAGAUCGUCAACGGCCUCUCUGUCUCGUCGCGCAUUGCUGCAAUGAUGAAAGCCACCGCUACGGAGCUGAUGGAAGAGAAGACCGAUGCUGUGGAGAUUUUGUCGCGUCAGUAG